Molecule: messenger RNA, 1226 nt
Organism: Ectocarpus siliculosus
Lineage: Eukaryota; Phaeophyceae; Ectocarpales; Ectocarpaceae
Source: the annotation of a GenBank genome assembly
CAAGCACGGACGUAUCUCUAUGCUCGCUGUGGCGGGUCACCUCGUCCAGCAGAACUUCAGGCUCCCGGGAAUGUUGUCGACCUCGGCCGACCUCUCCUUCGCGGACAUGCCAAACGGGUUGGCUGCCCUGUCGAAGAUCCCGGCUCUCGGGCUCUUCCAGAUCAUUGCCUUCAUCGGUUUCCUCGAGAUCGGUGUGAUGAAGCAGAAGGAGGGUUCUUUCCCGGGUGACAUGACCCUUGGUGGCGAGCCGUACGCGUGGACUAAGUUCUCGGACGAGGUCAAGGAGCAGAAGAGGGCGAUCGAGCUUAACAACGGUCGCGCGGCGCAGAUGGGCAUCCUGGGCCUCAUGAUGCACGAGGCGGUAAACAACCACCCGUAUAUCAUCAACGUCCCACCGCCAGCUACUUACCUUCUAAUCUAGGCGUGGAGUCUUCGACGAUGCAGUUGUCAACCCUGUGCUCGGGUGGUGCUCUGUGACUAUGGAGCUGCAUUGUUGUCAGCGUAGAAUCGCAUCGCGGUCGAGUCAUCGACCGGCAAUGCUCUUAAGCCAUCAAUGGACUUCGGGUCGCUGGGGCGGCUACUGGUUCAACAAGAUGGCAACCAUAGUCACAUCACUGUUUUUUGGGUACUACGUUGUCGAGUACUCAUUUAAAUUUGCUGGCCUAAGUUUUAUGAGUCUGCAGAGCUUAUAACGAUCGGCUCAGCUUUUUUGGUAUACUGCAGAAUGACGGGUUAGGAGUCAUUGCUGCCAGUCAAUAGAAUGGAGGACCCAACCGUAACUUUCUUUUCUUUUUUGUGGUCUGUUGGCCGUUUUCUUGGCGGAAUCACAAAUGCUUGUUGCUCCAUGUGCGAUGCCUGGGCGAUUUCAGCCGAAAAACGACUUGUUGAUGCCCUGUUCACGGACAUGACGCCCUGUCCCAUGCAGUUCUGCCAUACAGUGGCGCCACCAACAUUUCGCACUAGACAGGCUGAUGUAUCGUGCGAUGAACAACCACGUCGCUUUGUUGUGCGCUUGUUGAUGUCGUCGGUACCAUGUCGGAACGCAAGUCCGACUUGACCGAUUUGUCCGGUCACAAGCUCAUAUGUGCAUGAACGCAUUCGAUCGAGCUUCACCCCUCUAUUAAAUAGUGCUGGAAGCCCGAAGGGGGCACUGCACUCAAAUGCCUAAUGACCGCACUGUAGUCACCCGAGGCUCCGCUGUGUGCAGCGCAUGUGAGAACCCUUGG